GGCGGAAAAGUCCUGCCAGAGAUGUUCUAUGAGAAGAGAUCUUCCUCAGCUAAAUUGUAAACUCCUUUUCAGAGGUAGGUAUUAAUUUAGUAGUUCGUAGAUACACUUUAUUUACUGCGAUAAAGUCAGUUUCAGUCAAAAAAUAUUUAUCUUUUAACCAAUAUUGUCGUGUUUAACUGAAUGGCGAAAUAACGUGACGACCCGGAAGUGAAGUUCCCUCACCACAAAGUGAACUCUUGACCACCGACACCAAGAUGCCGGCAAUGGAAUAUAAUUGUGGCACCAGCAAUGUUGUGGACAUCAUUUGCAGGCUGAAUCCAGAUCUGUUAGCUGAACCAUGCCAGCACAUUCUGAGUUAUCUCCAAGGGCAGACCAAAGGAGUUGAUUCAGCUGUCAUUUUUGACGUAUUUCAGAGAGCGGGAGUCACACUCGAACACAAAUCUCUGCAGAGCAUCACCAGAUUCCUCUUGUUAACAUUCAGAUCUGCUGGGAAGAACAAACUGUCUCCAGACGACUUGGUGUCAAGGCUGGAAGAAAGCAGCAAGAAAUGGUCCACAGCGGCACUGCAGGUGCUUCGCAGCUUAUGGAGCCAGCAUGGAGAAUCGGUGCAGGUCCAGCAGGCCGUGCAGGACAUGCUCAGCGUGGGCCAGCUGGUGGACAUGCAGUGGAAGCUGGGCCUGGCAGUCAGUUCUGACACCUGCCGCUCUCUCAACUCGCCCUUUGUGACCAUCCUGUUGAAGAUCGCAGAGCCUUCGGGCCAGAUCAAUCAAAAGGCUUUCGAGAUGACCGUACCGCAAUUUCAGAACUUUCACAAGCAGAUGAAGGAGGUUGCUGCUGUUAUGGAGACUGUAUGAUGCUUCUCCAACCUCACGUUUCAGUGCUUUAUGGAUCGAAUGACUGUGACUGGCAACAUUCCACACUUGUUUACACUAUUCAGAGGAGAUUCGCCUUGUUUACCACAAUGAAUACACACCCCUCACAUUUCAGCAAGCAAAGGACAAACCCCUGGAUAUGCCUAUACAUGAGAGUAGUUAGUGUACAGCUUUAUGUAGCAGUAUUGACUUACUGUAUUAUUGUCACCUCACAGUUGUCAAUAAUGAAAUCAGAGUACUGCAGGAGGGGUCAUGAAUAUUUUGUUGGAUUGACUUUAAAAAUAUAUAUUUUUUUAUAGUAUCCAAACAAAUUUAAAGGGGAACAUUAUCACCAGACCUAUGUAAGCGUCAAUAUAUACCCUGAUGUUGCAGAAAAAAGACCAUAUGUUUUUUUAACCGAUUUCCGAACUCUGAAAGGGUGAAUUUGGCGAUUGAAACGCCUUUCAAUUGUUCGCUGUCGGAGCAAUGACCUUUCAUCCGUGACGUCACAACAGGAAGCAAUCCGGCAUUUUCUCAAACACAUUACACACACCAAGUCAAAUCAGCUCUGUUAUUUUCCCUUUUUUUGACUGUUUUCCGUACCUUGGAGACAUUAUGCCUCGUCGGUGUGUUGUCGGAGGUUACACCAUCAGGGACGGAUUCAAGUUGACUUGCGUGAAGUGUGCUAAUCAGACAUAUCAAUGGUCACGGCAUGCUAAUCGAUGCUAACAUGCUAUUUAGGCUAGCUGUAUGUACAUAUUGCAUCAUUAUGCCUCAUUUAAAUGAUAAAUGGGUUGUACUUGUAUAGCGCUUUUCUACCUUCAAGGUACUCAAAGCGCUUUGACAUUACUUCCACAUUUACCCAUUCACACACACAUUCACACGCUGAUGGAGGGAGCUGCCAUGCAAGGCGCCAACCAGCACCCAUCAGGAGCAAGGGUGAAGUGUCUUGCUCAGGACACAACGGAUGUGACGAGGUUGGUACUAGGUGGGAUUUGAACCAGGGACCCUCGGGUUGCGCACGGCCACUCUCCCACUGCGCCACGCCGUCCCUGUAGCUAUAUUUGCAUCCAGCCUUUCCCUCCACCCACAUUUAAUGCCAAACAAACACAUACCAAUCGGCGGAUUUAAGUUGCACCAGUGCUCAAAAGAUACGAAAGUCCCUCGAUUGUUCUGCACAGUUUACCGACGAUAGCAAUGCUACGACAGAUGGCACAGAGAUGUGUGGAUAUCCUGCGGCACUCAAAGCAGAUGCAAUUCCAACGAUAAAGUCAUCAAAAUCACAUAGGUGAGUUUUGUUGAUGUUAUUGACUUAUGUGCUAAUCAGACAUAUUUGCUCACGACAUGACUGCAAGCGAAUCGAUGCUAACAUGCUAUUUAGGCUUGUUGUAUGUACAUAUUGCAUCAUUAUGCCUCAUUUGUAUCCAGCUUUUCCCUUCACCCACAUUUAAUGCCAAACAAACACUUACCAAUCGACGGAUUCAAGUUGCACCAGUGGUCAAAAGGUGCAAUCGUUGGUUAGAAGGCGAUCGCCGAAUUUGUCCUCGUUGCCGCUGUCUGCCGUGAUAUGGCUCAAUAGCUUCAGUUUCUUCUUCAAUUUCGUUUUCGCUAUCUGCCUCCACACUCCAACCAUCCGUUUCAACACAUGUGUAAUCUGUUGAAUCGCUUAAGCCGCUGAAAUCCGAGUCUGAAGCCGAGCUAAUGUCGCUAUAUCUUGAGCAAGACACUUCACCCUUGCUCCUGAUGGGUGCCGGUUAGCGCCUUGCAUGGCAGCUCCUUCCAUCAGUGUGUGAAUGUGUGUGUGAAUGGGUAAAUGUGGAAGUAGUGUCAAAGCGCUUUGAGUACCUUGAAGGUAGAAAAGCACUAUACAAGUACAAGUACAACCCUCUUUCUGUUCUAUCUGCCAUGUUUGUUUGUAUUGGCAUCACGCAGUGAUGUCGCAGGAAAAUGGACGGUUGGAUAUAGCGAUGGUGAAAAUCAGGCACUGUGAAGCAGUUUUUUGGGAUAUUGCGUGAUGGGUCAAAUUUUUUAAAAAAAACUUCGAAAAAUAAAAUAAGCCACUGGGAGCUGUUUUUUAUUGGUUUUUAAGCCUUCUGAAAUUGUGAUAAUGUUCCCCUUUAAAUGCCUAUUAAUACACAUUAAUAUCGAUCCAACACACUAGUGUAGAUGAGAAAAGGUAGUAACAAGGCUACCCUACUCUGUCUUGCAGGUUUAACACAAAAAAAUAAAUAAUAUAUAAUACAUUUUAGCAUUAAAGAUAGCUAGUGGUUAGCGCAAUAACUGCCCCAUAGUAAUUAGCGUGCUAAUUGCCAGCUAGUGAAUAGCACUCUAGUGGCCAGCUAGUAAUUAGCGUGUUAGUUUCUAGUUAGCACUCUAGUUGUUAUCUACUAAUUAGCGUGCUAGCUAACAUUUAAUGUUUAGCGUGCUAGUGGCUUGGGUAGCGAUUAACAUGCCAGUUUUCAGAUUGUAAAUAGAGUGCUAGCUGCCACAUAGCGACAGGCAUGCUCGUAACCCUAUACUGUGUUAUUGAAACAGCUUAGUAUUGCGCAACAACAAGGUACAAGUUUAAUUGAAAGCAAGAAGUACCCCGUUCCAUCUGUGCGUCAGUUUGGGGGUCCUCUGCCUGGAAAACGUUAAAGAGCGCAAAGUUGAAUGGUUAGUGUGAGCACCACAGUUAUCGCCCACUGCGUUAAUCUUCUCGGGCGUGGAACUAUUUAGAGCGCCUCAGGUUGUUACUGGAAUCCUCUUUCACUUCACUUCUGAUGGUGACAACCUAACCUGUGCCGCUUGACGAUGCCCCGCAGGUGCGUUCAGGUGUGGAAGAGACAUAUUUGCUUACUGGAGGUCUGUUUGGGCUCCUGACCUUGUUGGAAAAAACUACCUGGCUUUACAAUACAAUUCAUAUUUCCCAUCAAUAAAACCGCAGCUCCCCAGUGCUAGCAGCCCUCUUGCGCGUGUCUUGACCGGCACCAUUAUCUUGCUACUCAUUGUAUUCAGUCAAUUAAGGCUGCAUGUUGACUUCUUUUUAGUGAAUGUAAGUAUACUAGUACACCAGUGACGUGCGGUGAGGUUUAAAGCUGGUGAGGCACUGACGUAAUCAGAAUCAGAUUUACAAAUAAACAGUAUGCGCUCUGUGCUGA
Messenger RNA from Nerophis ophidion (straightnose pipefish), 3991 nucleotides. RefSeq names its product COMM domain containing 6 (gene commd6). Gene Ontology annotation, molecular function: NF-kappaB binding. Lineage: Eukaryota; Metazoa; Chordata; Actinopteri; Syngnathiformes; Syngnathidae. The coding region runs from base 255 to 854 and encodes 199 amino acids. The transcript has 8 exons. The record is from RefSeq and is a predicted model, not a curated record.